Meira miltonrushii is the source of this 580-nucleotide messenger RNA. RefSeq lists its product as uncharacterized. Lineage: Eukaryota; Fungi; Basidiomycota; Exobasidiomycetes; Exobasidiales; Brachybasidiaceae. The record is from RefSeq and is a predicted model, not a curated record. The transcript has a single exon. Bases 57 to 425 code for a protein of 122 amino acids.
CGAGUAAAUUAGCAGAGGGUUCACACACUCGCGCAUAAAAAUAAAAACACCCCAUAAUGAAAUACAUCAUACAUACACAUACACCCUCGAUCGUAUCAGAAUCAGCUAAAAGAAGAGGUUUAUCACUACUAUGUUUAUCGUUUAUCAUCUAUCUACAUUCAACAACACCAUUAUCCAGAAGAAGUUCCUUUUUCUCAACACAUAACAAUCGUCUUGGUAUCCUUGGCUCUAGGUCAUAUUGCAGUCAAAAGAAAAAAGGAGAAUUUCUACUCAACGCUGUGUGUUUGAAUGCCGAAAAAGAGAGCCAAGCCAAAGCAGCCUUUUGUCUAUUUCUGUCAAUUUUCUCUUUUUCUUUUAGUUUAAAGCGGCGCGGUGACUUUUUCCCUUACGGAACCGUGCCUGAGUGUGUGUGUGUGUGUGCGUGAACAGAAUGAAAAAAUGAUCGAGAAAGUUCGCGCAAUGCAUAAGUGCCACUACACCAGUCAAAGCACGCAAGCAAGCUUUGUAAAACUUUUGUCUUUUAGACACCAAACCCUAGCACCUCCGGCGUUUGUGCCCGUUUCUCUUCAUAGCCCCUGAA